GACAGCUAAGGAUGCGGUGCUGUUAAACAUUGUAUUUAUCAAUGGGAACAAAUAGAAGUGCCAGAUGAUAACGAUAAUGUAUGUGGAAUUUGUAAAGAAAUGGUGCAACAGGCACGAGAUCAAUUGGAAAGUAAUCAGACUCAACAGGAUUUGAAAGAUGUUUUUGAAGGCAGCUGUAAAUUAAUUCACAUUAAACCCAUUGUCAAGGAAUGCAUGAAUAUUGUGGAUCAAUUUAUUCCUGAACUUGUGGAAACAUUGGCAUCUCAAAUGAAUCCAUCUGUAGUUUGCUCUGUCGCAGGACUCUGCAAUAAUGCUCACAUUGACAAAUUGCUUUCACAAUAUCAAACAUCAACAAAGAAGGAUGAAACAAAAUCAGUUUUAUUGAAGAAUGAUGAACUCGAGCCUGACGAAUGCACUAAAUGCUACACAAUAGCAAAGUAUAUGGAAAACAAAUUACAUCAAACAUCGCAACAAACAAUGUUUUUGCAAUUUUUGAAUAUUUGCGGCAGAUUUGAUUCUUUUUCGGAUUCAUGUUCGGCUAUUAUUAUGACUCAUUUUAAUGCCAUUUAUGAUCAUUUACAAAAUAAUUUCAAUGCAGAUAACAUAUGUCACUUAUCAGGACAGUGCAGUAACAAUUACCAUAAACAUGAAGACACUGCUGAUGCAGUUCCAAAAGUAGAGAUAACACCGCUAUCAAGUGUUGGCAUGGUAGAAGUUGGAGAUGAUCUUCCAUGCAAACUAUGUGAACAACUUGUGGGUCAUUUGAAAGAUCUUUUAGUUGCAAAUACUACAGAGAUAGAAUUUAAACAAGUACUUUUGGGUCUUUGCAAGCAAACGAAAUCUUUUGCUGAUGAGUGUAAAGCUAUAGUUGAUGAAUACUAUCAGCAGAUUUAUGAAUAUCUUACAAAAGGGCUGGAUAGCAAUGUUGUCUGUCAGUUAUCUGGUAUUUGUCCCGGUCCUGGUAAAACAAUACAAGGACCAAUUUGGCCUUUAAUUCCAAAAAAACUGACAAAAGUAGGAUUAAAUAUAAUGAAUAACAAACAAGAUCAAAAAAAAAUUGAAGUGACUAUUGGCAAGGAUCAUCCAAAAUCAGAAGCUGAAGAAAUGCAAUUACCAAUUGAAAGAUUAAUGCCUUUCCCUUUGCUGCAAGAGGAAAGUAUUAAUGGAAAGGAAGCAUGUGCACUGUGUGAAUAUUUGUUACAUUAUAUACAGGAUACUCUUACAAAUCCUACAAAUGAGGAGGAAGUGAAGCAAGUCCUUGGAAAAAUAUGUAAACGGUUACCUUCCAUUGAAGGCACAUGCCAAGAAUUUGUGGAUACUUAUGGAGAUGCAAUUGUGGCCAUUCUUGUUCAGGAAAUUGAUCCAUCACAGGUGUGUCCCAUGAUACGUAUUUGCCCAUCAGAAGUAUUCUUUGAUAAAUUGAAACAAAUUCCUAAAAGUUUCAUUCUUACGGAGGUACAGGAUAAGCCAAGUUGUCCACUCUGUCUGCUUGCAGUGAGGCAAAUUUAUGAAGUUAUCAAAGAUAAUAAAACUCAGGCUAAUAUUGAAGCUGAAUUAGAUAAAUUAUGUAAUCACUUGCCACAUAGCUUGACCGACGAAUGUACAGAUUUUGUGAAGGCAUACAGCAAAGAACUCAUAGAGAUGCUAAUGGCAGACAUGACACCUUCAGAAGUAUGCGUUUAUCUUAAAUUGUGUGACCAGAAUAAAGAUCCUGGUCCAAAGCAUGGUUAUAUUCAAAAGGAUAGAGAAAUAUUAACCAACGAGAUACCUAAUUAUCCAUUACACACAGUUCAGGCAGAGAAUACUUUAAACGACGGAGUAUGCACAAUUUGUGAAUUUGCAAUGCAAUAUGUUGAUAAAGUGAUUGGUAAUAAAAAGACGCGAGAUGAAAUCGAAAGAGCGGUACACGGUGUAUGCAAUCAUUUACCAAAAACAGUUGCCAAGGACUGUAAUCAGUUUGUGGAUGAAUAUGCUGAUGCUUUGAUAAUUAUCUUAUCAGAGGAUGUCAGUCCCAAAGAAGCAUGUACUUUGCUUGGCCUUUGCAAAGUUAGCAUGAUACAAAUUCAAGAAUCUGUAGCAGAAUGUGCCUUAUGUCGAGCGAUCAUAUCACAAAUUGACAAAUUGUUGGGUAAUCCAAAGGUUGAUGCUGAAAUUGAAGAAGUUGUUAAAAAAGUCUGCAAAUAUUUACCUGUGAAUAAAGAAGCUAAGUGCAAAGCAGUGAUAGAAAUUUAUGGACAGAGUAUAAUAAAUAUGAUAAGAGCUCACGUGGAUAGCGAAAAAAUGUGUGAAAAAAUGGCUUUGUGCUCUUCCAAUGAUUAUUUUGCUAUGUCAUUUAAGAAUUCACAUGUGUAUUAUAUAAAGCUGCUUUUGUUAUCAGAACAAUGGCAACAUUAUAAAGGUUUAAAUUACGUGCAACUCAUUUUCUCGCCGAGUUUUGGGCUGCUACUGCACGUUGCCAAGAUGAUGUACACAGGGACAACUGCUUCGCAGGAUACAAGGUUCAGUGACAAGGAGAAGAAGCUUCUUAAGCAAAUGAAAUUUGGAGAUUCAUUAACACAGAAAGUGGAUAUGAGCAAAGUAAAACUUGACGUAAUUAAACCGUGGAUUACAACGAAGAUUACACAGAUUCUGGGAAUGGAAGAUGACGUUGUAAUAGAAUUUGUGAAUAAUCAGCUUGAGGAGAAGAGACCGUUGGUGGGGCUCAACCCUUUUGUCCAAAUGGCAUUCGGAUGUGCUCCUCUCUACAUCCGAUUGGCUGCCUUUCUAUCAGCCGUCAGCCCUAAUGUCAGCUGUGGUGGCAGUUGGUAUGUCAACGUCACCUUAGAACUGCCGCAAAUCUUCAACUUCAGCAGCUACGUCAUCGCCGCAGCUACUACACGUCGUCAACGUCGCAGGACCAUCAGCGAUACUUUCAUCACGUCAGGUUCCUGACUCCUGCUUCUCGCAUCCCUUCCCAGAGCUGCGCGCGACCAGAUGUUACUUCGUGCAGCUACCUCGACCGAGGUAGUUUAUCAUCGUGAGCUACGGGAUUUCGAAAGCCUUGCAGCUUGAGGAUCGUCCAAGGAUCUGCAGUUUCCCGAUGGCGUCAUUCUUCUCCUGGCAUGUCAUUUUGGGACUUUGGAAGCUUCAUCUCGUACCGCGAGCUAUUUCUCCGUUGGAACCGCUGAUGUCGAAGGCCAAAGAGCGAAAUCUGCGCCCACCACGAUUUCGAACAUCGGUUCGCAAAGGACUUCGAUAUUCUUCCGGACAUACUGUCGGUCACAUAUCGGCAUGAUUCAGGCGAAAACAGCGCCCGGUGGUAUCCCUACACAUGACGAAGAACAAGAGAAGCUUCAAGCAUCAUUAGCGGAGAAAGAAAAAGAGAAGGAGCGCGAGAAGGAAAAGGAUGACGCGGAGAGUAAAGUGAAAAAGGACGAGAAGGAUAGCAGCUCAUCGAAGGAGCGUAGAAGAGAUCGAAGCAGAGAUCGUGAUAGAGACAGAAGAGGAAGGAGUAGAUCGCGGGAUCGACACAGAGAUCGCGAUCGUUCGAGUCGUAAAAGAAGAUCCGCUUCAAGAUCACCAAGUAAAAAUUCACUAAAAGACAACGGAAAAGAUAUGCCGGAAGCUAAAAUUGAACGAGAAGACUCGCCGCAACCGGAAAAUGCCAUACCUUUGAUGCCAGUUAAAACCAAGCCGGAAGCGGCGGUAGCAAUAUCAAGAUUGCAAGCCAAAUUGAUGAGCAUUGCUGAUGGAAAGAAAAAGAAUAAUCGCACGCCUUCGCCAGAAUCGUUGGACAAAUCGACAAGGAAAUCACGAUCUGGAUCUAAAUCGCCGGUGAAUCGUUCAAAAAAAUCCAAGUCCAAGUCACCUAGCCGGGAUUCGAAGACGCGUCGAUCACGAUCGCCUGCUUCGAAGUCGAGACGAUCCCGCUCCAAGUCAAGAUCUCGGAGGUCCCGAUCUAAAUCCAGAAGAACCAAAUCGCGCUCGCAGGACCGCAUCAAGUCAAAGCGAAGCAAAUCCAAAUCGCCGAGAUCACGAUCGCGAUCACGAUCUAAGAAAUCGCGAUCCAAGAGUGACGAUAGGAGCAAGUCGAGGAAAUCGAGAUCCGAUUCGAGCGACUCCAAAUCUUCUAAAUCUCGCUCCAAGUCUCCGGAUAAACGAAAGGAUAAUGUAGACUCUAACAGGAAACGCGACGGUACUACGAGCAGUAGUUCAGGAUCCGAGGAAGAAAAAGAUGCGAAAGAUAAAAACGACUUCGAGAUACGGAAAAAGAAGGACGGCGUGCAAGCUAAGAGAUCUUACCGGAAAACCAACAAGGAUGACAGUGGUAGCGACAGCGAUUCUAGUCGAGAGAGAAAAUCGGCUCCUAAAAGAAGAAGUCCUUCGCCACGUAAAGAUAGAGCUCGGUCCAAGGACCGAGACAGAAAUAGAUCGCGGGAUAGAUCGCGAGACAGGUCGCGAGAUAGAUCACGAGACAGAUCACGCGAUAGAUCGCGAGAUAGGAAUCGGAGGAGGUCAUUGGACCGAGAUCGCGACAGAAGACGGGAGCGAGAGCGUGAAAGGGAGAGAGAAAGAGAUAGAUUGGAUCGGUACAGCGGCAGUCGCGGCAUGCGGCCACCUUCUGUGCGCAGACCGCCUAAUAGGCGUAGCAGUCCUCCGCGCAGAAGUCCGACAAGAUAUCGUCGUAGAUCACCGAGUCCCGAAGAUCGACGUCGCAGGAGAUCUUCGUUGGAUCGUCGAAGGCGAUCGUCAGAGCGACGCGACAGACGUCGAUCGCCUGAUCGGCGCGGUAGCCGACGUCAUUCUCCGGACGGACGGGAUCGAUCGAGCAGGUACGAUAGAUCUUCCUCGCGCGACAGAUCAAGUAGGCGGGACCGCUCGAGAGAACGACGGGAUAAGGAUCGUCGGUCUAGAUCCAAAGAUCGUAGAUCGAGAUCUAGGGAUCAGAGGUCAUCGGUGGAUCGUUCGAGAGACGGAAAGCGGUCUCCCGAUCGUUCGAAGGAGAUCAAGGAUAAGGCAAGGGACAGAAAAGUGGAUGAGAAAGCUAAAAGACCACCUGAUACAGGAUCGCGAAAAGAAUUGCGAAAUGGCCGGUCUAAAUCGAGUAGCUCGGAAAGUAGCGAGAGUAGUUCCUCUAGCAAUGAGGACGAGUCACUUAGGAAAUCGAUUGAGCGCAAAACGUCUCUGGAGAAGCGGGAAAGAGAACGCGAACACACGGACGAUUCUAAGAAAAAGGAGAAGGAGAAAACGGUGAAGGAGGAACAAUCUAAGCGACCAGAAAAAGAGAUCAAGAAGAUAGAACCAGUUGCCGUGAAAAAAUCGGAACCCAGUGUUUCUCCUAAGAAACUUCAAACUGCGUCUCUUCCUAUUACCAGACAUAGAUUUUCGAAGAGCUUGUCGCGUACACCCUCGCCGUUUAAGAAGACCGAAGAUAUUGUGGCAGCAACAAUUAAAAUUAAACAAACUAUUAAGGAAGAUGCCAAGGACGAAUCGCCGAAGAUUGGAGAAACAAAUUUCGCCACUGGAGAUGCUUUUCCUUUAAAAAAAGAUGAGAAAUCAUUGAAAACAACGAAAUUGAUAAUAGAAGAUAAAAAGUCUACUCAGAAAUCGUUAGAAUCUUCAUCUAAAAAACCUACAGAAAUAGCCAAAAAAACGAAGAAAGAAAAGCGUGAUGAUUCUACGGACAGUGAAGAUAGCGAUGGCGAAAGCAAGAGAAAAUCGAAGAAGCCAGAAAAAUCGAAGAGAUCGAGGAAAGCAUCAUCAGAUGAAGAUAAAUCUGAUAAAAGCAAGGCUGGAUCUAGUUCAGAUUCUGAAGAUGAUAAAAAGCAUUCAGAUAAAAAUAAAAAAACUAGAGAUACUAAUCGAACCGAGUCAACAGAUGAUCGCAGCAAAGAUAGAAAGGAUAGCAGAAAACGCGAAAUUGCUGAAAAUGAUUCACGAAAACGUUCAAGAAAGGAGAUAGAGGAAGAAUUGAAAAAAUCAAAAAGAUCGCGGAGAGAUUCUUCUUCGGGUGAAGAAGAACAGAAAUCUAAAAGAGGCAGAAACGAGGAUGAUAGAUCGAGAUCUCGAAAAUCGAAGAAAGAUUCGAGUUCUGAUGAAGAGCCUAAGAAAAUAAAAAAAAGAAGAGACACUUCGUCAGAUGAAGAAAAAUCUAGAUCACGAAAAUCCAGAAAAGAUUCGACAAGUGAAGAUGAAUCUAAAUCAAAAUCAAAGAAAUCCAAACGAGAUUCCAGCUCAGAAGACGACGAUCUCGGAGAUAAAGACGUGAAGAAGAAAAGGAAAAUUGACGAUAGCUCAGACGAUGAAAAAGUGAAGAAGAAGCGUAAGAAGAAGACAAAAACCAGCACCAGUGAAUCGGAGGAAAGUGAAAUAGAAGAGAAAAAGAAAAAGAAGGAAAAGAAGCACAAGAAACACAAGAAGCAUAAGAAACAUAGAAAGCAUAAGAAGAAGAAGGUAGCGGAAUCAGAUGAGUCUGAUGUAAGUGAAGGUAAUACGGAGGAACUGGAAAAGAAACUUCGGGAAAAAGCUCUAAAAAGUAUGAAAAAAGGGCAUAGUAUUGAACGAAGUGAUUGAGAAUAACAUUUGAUGAUGUGUCAUGAAUAAUAUCUCUGUAUCGCAUAGCAAUUUCUAAUUUUAUUACAAAUAUGAUAACUUUUGUUUCAUAACAAUACGUACAAUUGGAUUAUUAUUUUCUGUAUUAUACAAUAUAUAUAUAAAUAAUCACGCUCAAUCCCUUCGGAACAUGAUCAAAUAAUAUUGGCGAAGAGAUUGUGAAAUAAUUUUCAUAUAAUUACAUUGAGGAAAAAUAUGAUUAAAAUUUUCUAGUUUUUACACUCCAUUCAAAUUUAUAAAGAUUAUCAUUUUCUUGUAAUAGUAAAGUGUACUUACUCGUGCUGAUACAGAUACUCUUUUAGACUAAUAUAAAGAUUUUUUUUUAAUUUGACCUGAAUAUCAGUUACACAUUUCUUCAGACUUCAGUUCCUAAGUACAUUAAAAAAAAUAGGGCUUGUAUACAGCGAUUAAUUUGUGUUUAUUUGUAUAAAGUUUAGUUCUUUAAUGCAAUGUUUAGAGAAUACAAUAAAUAGUAUACGAAUAAUAUUACAGAACACAAGUCACACAAGAACUAUCAAAAACCCUUUGCAGAAACCUCAGAAUAUACCCUCGAAUGAUACAGUCAUUUCUAUUUUACAGUGACUCCUAAUUUCUUCUAGACAUCAGAAUCGCCAUACCGACUUUACCGAAUGUGUAAUGUAAUUUAUUUAAUAACUUACAUAAUUGUUUAGUACACGGGAAAAGAAAAUAUAGAAGUACUCACAAAAUCUGAA
Messenger RNA from Nylanderia fulva, 7304 nucleotides. NCBI's taxonomy places the organism in Eukaryota, Metazoa, Arthropoda, Insecta, Hymenoptera, Formicidae. The record is from RefSeq and is a predicted model, not a curated record.